Molecule: messenger RNA, 3236 nt
Organism: Orbicella faveolata
Lineage: Eukaryota; Metazoa; Cnidaria; Anthozoa; Scleractinia; Merulinidae
Product: proton-coupled amino acid transporter 1-like
Biological process (GO): amino acid transmembrane transport
Cellular component (GO): vacuolar membrane
Molecular function (GO): L-amino acid transmembrane transporter activity
Source: RefSeq, a predicted model, not a curated record
UAAUACACACACUCUAGUCAUGUCACUUUGUGCACCUACAUGAAUGCAUAUAAAUAUUAAAAUAAGCUUAAUAUUAAGAUUGCCUUUCUUGCAGAUUUCUGGGAAAAAAACAUCAGCUUCCACCAAAAGUGCUUGCACAUGAGUUAAGCUCGAGUUGGAUCAUGUGUACUAAAGGCAUCUGCGGUCAAGUGUCGAUUGAUACCCACGAUCAACACUCCAUCAACACCUCUGUUGACACUUAAUCGACACUCCAUCGACAUCUUGGUCGGCAGUCGGUUGAGAGUCGACUAAUUUUUGAUCGAUGCAUAUGAGCUGGUCGACACUCGGCUGACUAUCGUCCGACUGUUGAUCAAGUGUCGAUCGAGUGUCGACCGAAUGUCGAUCGCGCAUCGAUCGGUAUGUUGAUCGAGCAUCAAUCAGGAUGUCGAUCGAGUAUCGAUCAAGAUGUCGAUCGAGGGUAUCAAACGACACUCGCCCGCGGAUGCCUUUCGUACCAAUGAUCAUGCUGAUGAAUUACGUGCUUUAUACUAUCAAUCGCCGGAAAUUGUUAGUGGAAAUAUUAGAGCUACAUAAAAACAUAGGCUUGUUGAUCACUUAACUCAAUUAGCCUUGUAAAACUGAAGCAAUCAGCGUUGUUACAAUGUAAAAGAUCAGUCCUUUGAUCGCUGGGUACUGUACAGUAUAUUGUAUGCAUAUCCGUGCCGCAACAGACUGGCAGAACAUAGCCUACUUUGAUAGCCAAUAUGGAUCCACACUAUGGAAAGCUGGAGUGAUUCCUGGCAGGAGAAAUGUCUCGGGUAGAUGACUGUAGCAAAACAGAAAGUUUGGGAAAAACCUUCAAGUGUGAUGGCAAGGGGGAAAGUCUUUCCUGAGGAGAACCCGGCUGAGGGCAAUUCUGGUAACGUUAAGCAUCAAGCAGAACCAAGUGACGAGCUAGCCAUUGGUCAAGACGUUCAUACCAUGGCAUCCAGCAAGACGGAAUCGAGGGAAGAAAAUGAGAGUUUUCUUCUCGCUGGCCAAGAAGAUGAAAAUAAAAGUUACAGCUCUACAGCAAGCGGAGCGAGUGGCGCCAAUACUUCAGAAUCUACCGCGGAGAAAAGGCAACAACUCGACAACACAACAACCAAUCUGCAGACAUUGAUGCAUCUUUGGCGGGGAAACGUUGGUACGGGUAUGCUGGGAUUACCUGAGGCCAUGAUGCAUGCCGGGAUUGUGAUGGGUCCCCUGGCGCUGUUGCUAGUUGCAGCUAUUACGAUUCACUGUAUGCAUCUGUUGGUGCAAUGCAGUAACAUCCUAUGUCAAAGAACUGGAGAGAUUGCUAUGGGUUAUGGAGAAGUUGCCGAGGAGUCCAUUAGACGUUACUAUCCCAAGAGGGCACACAUUGGAAGGCACCUCGUCAACAUCUUCCUGUGUGUAUCCCAGCUGGGUUUCUGCAGCGUCUAUUUCGUAUUUAUUUCCAGCAACCUUCAACAGGUCUCAAAUGCCCUAGACGUCCAAACAUGGAUGGCAAUUCUCCUUCUUCCCAUAAUCCUCUUGUCGUUCAUCCGGGAUCUUCGUACCCUGGUUCCAUUCUCCAUUGCGGCCAACAUCUGCUGUGCUAUCUCGUUGAUUAUCAUCUUUCAGUACGUGGUCAGGAACAUUAACCACACGGAAAAUCUUCCCGCUUUUGCGGGAUGGUCGAACUUUGCUGUGUUCUUUGGAAUCACCAUGUAUGCUUUUGAAGGAAUUGGAGUGGUUUUACCGAUUGAAAAUAAAAUGGCCAACCCACAGGAUUAUCGCUUAGUUAUUAGCUUUGGUAUGGGAGUUGUUACAUUACUGUUUGCGCUGCUAGGAAUUCUGGGAUACCUAUCUUGUCAAGAUGAAUGUAAGGGCAGUAUAACACUGAAUCUUCCCGAUGAAGGAAUCUACUCCGGUGUAAAGCUGUUAUUUUCUACCUGCGUAUUUUUGACAUAUUUCCUUCAGUUUUACGUUCCUAUGCUUAUAAUCCAGCCGCCAAUCCUCAAACACGUGCCUGAGGAAUAUCGCAUCUGGGCUGACUACGGAAUCAGGGCAGCCACUGUUAUUUUAACAUGCAUCCUGGCAGUCAGUAUACCUCAGCUGGAUAACUUCAUCUCGCUUGUCGGUUCCAUCAGCUGCACAGCUCUUGCUAUUAUCUUUCCAAUCUUCAUUCAUAUCCUCACUCUGACUUCAGAAGGCGACGGUCGCGUCCCUUUGUUUAUUUUCUUUAAAGACGGUGUAAUUAUGGUCAUGGGUGUGUUUAUGUUCAUGUUUGGCACGUACACCUCGGUGGUACGUAUCAUUGAACGCUAUCAAACAGGAGAAAAUUAAUUAUUGAAUCGAUAACUGUGAUCAAGUGGACAAAAUAAUUCUUCGCGAAAAACUGAUCGGAGCAUAAUCAGGCUGAGAGACGACGUCUAGAUCGGCGGGAUGCCGAGCGUAGAAUCUUCGUACUCCGGAAUGAACUUCGGAAAAUUUUCUGAAGGUUCGGUAUAAAUUAAAGAUCGAGCCAGUAUGGAAAAAGUUCACUUGAAAGGUGAGGUUUCAACCACAUGGACGUGUGGUAUUGAGCUGAUAAAACAGUGGAACAAAUGUAAAUUAUGAAAUAACUGAAAUGAUAAUUUAUGAGAGACACGACUCGUUAACAAGUUGACGCGUCAGUACAGUGUUGAUUGAAGCAAAUGUGACAAAUACAGGACAAGGAGGUCUUCUGUUUAAUUUAGAAUGGCUCAAUAGUUUUUACAAGAAUAGGUCCGCACUGCGCACUGGUGUGGGCGUGGCGUCCUUUUUGCUUUUUUGAAUUUUACGGGUUGAGGAAAUUAAACUGGGAUGCUUAUUGGAAACGAGUUUCUUUAUCGGGAUAGGGUUCUGUUCAUUCCCCUUCUUCCUGGCGUUUUUUGCCACCUGAUCCCUACCCCUUCCCCGUUUACGCCUGCAACGCAGACUAUAUUUGUUAGUGUGUUUAGACAAUAGGUAGUCUUCUUAUGCGAGUACGUUAGCGUCGCUUUUACGUCACUCUGCCGUUGUCGCAGUGUUGCGCCUUUUUUGACGAGAAAUGUUUUCAGUUGUGAAAGACCUUUUUUUUUUUACAUGAAUGAAGGUCUUUCGUUUACUGCACAAUUUGUGGGUGUUUGUGGUGUAUGAACCCUUUAGCAUUUGACAGAAUAAUUUAAUGCGGUAAACCAGAUCACCGACCAUAUAUAACCUAUUUAAAAAAGUUAAAAUAGUUAAUAUUACAA